This is a messenger RNA of Rana temporaria (common frog), 2280 nucleotides long. It is a transcript of the gene PLPP1, whose product is annotated as phospholipid phosphatase 1. NCBI's taxonomy places the organism in Eukaryota, Metazoa, Chordata, Amphibia, Anura, Ranidae. Gene Ontology annotation, biological process: signal transduction; phospholipid dephosphorylation; phospholipid metabolic process. Gene Ontology annotation, molecular function: phosphatidate phosphatase activity. The record is from RefSeq and is a predicted model, not a curated record.
CUCCGCCCAGCAACAUAACACAGCAGAGUGCCCCAUGCGUGUGCAGAGGAGCAGCGGGCUGCAGACAGGGCACCGUGCCAUCUUCACACCGGUCUGCGCUGCCACCACCCACCGCAACCUACAGGACCUACCACGGUGUGUGUACCAGACAGGACUGGGACCGACCUGCACUGUCUACAAGGAGCUGCAAUGCAAUCUUAAGACUUCAUACCUGGAACUGUCAAAAUCCUCAGAUCUUUACAACACAGACAGUAAGAAUCCAGUGUGAUCCCUACCCCUGGGACUGUCAGAAUCCAGUGUGAUCCCUACCACUGGGACUGAUCCCUACACCAGAGACUGUCAGAAUCCAGUGUGAUCCCUACCACUGGGACUGAUCCCUACACCAGAGACUGUCAGAAUCCAGUGUGAUCCCUACCCCUGGGACUGAUCCCUACACCUGAGACUGUCAGAAUCCAGUGUGAUCCCUACCCCUGGGACUGAUCCUAUUCCAGUGUGAUUCUUUAUCCCUGGGACUGUCAGAAUACAGUGUGAUCCCUACACUGGCACUGUUGGAAUCCACUGAUCCCUACAUCUGGAACUGUUUGAAUCCUGAGAUUGCUGCACCUGGGACUGCCGGAAUCCAGUGAUCCCUAUAUCUAGGACUGUCAGUCCUCAUAUCCUUAUACCUGGGGCUGUCAUUAUAUCUCUACAUCUGGAACUGUUGGAAUCCUGAGAUUGCUGCACCUGGGACUGCCGGAAUCCAGUGAUCCCUAUAUCUAGGACUGUCAGUCCUCAUAUCCUUAUACCUGGGGCUGUCAUUAUAUCUCUACAUCUGGGACUGCCAUUCUCCCUAUUCCUUGGAUUGCCAUACUAUCCCAGGGACUGCCAGUCCUCUGAUCCCUACACCUGGGACUGUCCUGAGCUCACACCUGGUGGACUGUCCCUCAGAUGAGGUGUUGAGCAGUGACUUGGUCUUAUUCUUUGGUCACCUGUAGCAGAGCAGAAGAGGGAGCACAAUGUUUGACAAGAGGAGGAUCCCCUUUGUGGUGCUGGACAUAGUGUGUCUGAUCCUGGCUGGCCUACCUCUGGGCGUAUUAAAGUUGAUCACAAAAAAGCCGUAUCAGAGAGGGUUUUUCUGUAAUGACGACAGCAUCAAGUAUCCCUUCCAUGACAGUACCGUCACCUCCACAGUACUCUACACAGUAGGCUUCACUGUGCCCAUAUGCUCAGCUGUCCUUCUAUUCGGGCCACUCCUCCUUCUCCAUGUACUGCAUGCUCUUCCUCGCACUUUAUCUUCAGUCCCGAAUGAGAGGAGAUUGGGCCAGGCUUCUCCGUCCCACCAUCCAGUUUGGCCUUGUUGCAGUUUCCAUUUAUGUUGGUCUUUCUAGAGUAUCAGACUACAAACACCACUGGAGUGACGUCCUCGUUGGCCUCAUCCAGGGAGCCAUUGUGGCAGUCCUUAUUGUUGUGUACGUGUCAGAUUUUUUCAAAGACAAGAAGAACAGCUUCAAUCCCAAAGAGGAGGAUUCACACACUACGCUGCACGAGACAUCAACCAACGGGAACCACUAUGGAAGCGGCCACCAGCCAUGAAGCCACUUCUGCCAGUAUCCUGCUUUCACCACAAAGCAUUGACACAAGUUCUGUUCUCUUAACUAGCCUUUAGGGCUAAACACCACAAGCAGUUUUAAUUUCAAGCUGAGUGAUUUAAUCCAAUGGUUGUUAGGCAUUUUACCACACAGGCUGUGUGCUGUAAAGAAGAUAACUGCCAGCAAGAGAUUCAAUGGCUUACUAGCAUGAGACUAAAUCUGCUUGUGUAGGUUAGUCCUUUGCCUUCAGUGCUGGAGACGCUGACCCUGCAUGGCACUCUAGCACUUAAGCAUGUGAUCUGCAUUUGUUGCCUAUACACCAUGCCGGCAGCCAUUCUGUAAGCUAAACAGCCAUUGGUGAAAACACAGCCUGGCCAUGCAGUAUACAUAAUGGCUUUGUGUGUUGUGUAUAGGAGACUUAUGCUAUGGAAUGCUGCUGCUAUACCUGUCAGAUGCCCACUUUGUAUAUAGUUAUAAAGAACACCUUUUUAUGUAUAUGUUAUAGCUUUAAAAUUUUUAAAUAAAACUUGUUUAAUGCUUUUAUCAACUAUACAGAGACACAAUACAAGAAAUGUGGUAUUCAAAUUGUAAAUUUUUUUUAAUUAAAAUAGUGUGGUAAUGGUAUGUACAAACAAGUAAUAUUGCUAUGCACGAACGUUGCUUGGUUCUGCACACUGUAACACCAAAACAAUAAAACGGUUUAUAUAAACAA